This is a messenger RNA of Hyalella azteca, 1093 nucleotides long. RefSeq lists its product as uncharacterized. The record is from RefSeq and is a predicted model, not a curated record. The transcript has 6 exons. The coding region runs from base 252 to 914 and encodes 220 amino acids. NCBI's taxonomy places the organism in Eukaryota, Metazoa, Arthropoda, Malacostraca, Amphipoda, Hyalellidae.
GAAGAGGAAGAGGGCUUGUGUCACCCCACGUCGCAGCCCCCGCUUUCUGAAGCAUUGUGGUUCACUGGAGGUGCAGCCUAUCACUAAUACCCCGAGCCCGUCCACGAGAACACCGCAAGCAGCCAGGCGCAGACUCAAUCUUCAAGCGACAUCUGAGUUUUAACCCUUUACUGAGUGAGCCCAAAACCGAACCCCCUCGCCGCGAACGCCAGUCACCGGCGAGUGACGCACUUGAGAAGCGCCUGACGGCGAUGGAGAAGAAGAUUGAGAAGGCAGUUGAGUUUGGGAAGGAGAAUAAAAUUCUUCUUCUGGAGCUUCUUGAAUUGAAGAAGCCGAAAUGGCAGUCAACAGUAGCGCCAGAAAUAGCGCCAGCCUCGACCGAUGAAGAAUUGAGCCUUCUUCUCUCCAAUGAAUUCAUUUACGAGAUUCUCUGUAAGUGCGAUGACGCAACGCUCGUGGCCACCUUGCGUACCACGAUGAAGCGCGUGAUGACGCGUUCACUCGCGGUGACGUUCAGCUUCACCGGCAUGGACGGAAAGCGGUUGAAAACGAAAAACUGUUUAAAGGAGCACGCAGUAUAUAAAGUUCUUCGAGGCGCAAUUGAUCGUACGGCCUAUGGACGAUAUCCAAGGCCCGAAAUCGAUAAGGCUUUCAAGACAAUCCUCAAGAACGUUGGAGACUGGGAGAACCACCGGGGACAGCGCCGCAGACCCGCUAAGCCGUUUCAGCAACUGCAGCAGGAAGUGGAUUACGGCUGUUCUUUCGCUGGGGAAGAAUGUGAUCCAUUGAUGAUAGCGCCAGCGGGGCCUUCUCGGCCGAGCUGUACUCCUGUGUCUCCAGAAGUGCGGGCCUCCUUGGAGGCUUCAAACGUAAUUCAUGCGCAGUACGAAUUACUAGCUUUCGAAAAACUUUGAAGCUCAUGUAUGAACGGUCGUUCUAAUUCUUAUAAGAGAUUCACUUUAAAUGAGCCAAAGGAAAUAUAGGCAGCUAUACUAUAUUUAUUAGUUUGAUAAGUAACUCUAAUUUGAUGCGACUGUUUAAUCCAUGUGCUUUUCUUGCUGUUAUUUCGGCAAUCUUUAUACAAUCAAUAAAG